This is a messenger RNA of Mycena indigotica, 888 nucleotides long. RefSeq lists its product as uncharacterized. The transcript has 4 exons. NCBI's taxonomy places the organism in Eukaryota, Fungi, Basidiomycota, Agaricomycetes, Agaricales, Mycenaceae. Bases 1 to 888 code for a protein of 295 amino acids. The record is from RefSeq and is a predicted model, not a curated record.
AUGUCUGGCAGAAACAUCCGCCCCCCUGAUGGGUACAAAACGCAGUAUCAUCGCUCAGAAACCCUACUCUUCACUACAAUGUCCUCGCGGUACAAUAAGGUAGAUCGUCGUGGCGCGACUCGCCAAGUGCCGAUGCAGGUUCUUGCACUGGGCUUUUCGCGGACUGGCACGGCAUCUAUGCGGAUUGCUUUGGAGACUCUUGGCUACCGCGAGACGAACCAUGGCUUCGCUGUCUGGACCAACUUCAGCGAGAUGGAAAUGUGGACCGAGGCCAUCAACGCGAAAUACUUUGGCAAGGGAAAACCAUACGGCAAGAAGGAAUGGGACGCGCUUCUGGGGCAUUGCAUGGCCAUAACCGAUGUUCCUCAUCUCCUUUUCGCAGCCGAGCUCAUUGAAGCCUACCCAGAGGCCAAAGUCAUUCUCACGACUCGUUCUCCGGAUUCGUGGUGGAAGUCGUACCAGUCCACCAUCGCAUCUUCUUUGUCGUCUCCUUUGGGAACAUUCAACGCGUGGCUCGAGCCGGCGACUGCUGGUCGCAUCCUUGAAUUUUGGAAGCUCGUGUUCCUCGCCAUGUUCAAAACUACAGACAUCACGGAAGAAGUGGCGAAAAAGCGGUACGUCGAAUACUACGACGAAGUGCGGGCUUUGGUGCCGAAGGAGCGGUUGUUAGAGUAUCAGGUGGGUGAACCUGGCGGGUGGGACCGACUGUGUGUGUUUCUCGACAAGAAGGUACCGGAAGGAGCACCAUUCCCUAAGGUUAACGAUACGCAAGCCUUCCACGACCAUAUGAAGAGUCGGGUUGUGCCGAUUUGGAAACGCGCUGCAAAGAAGUACCUUCCUCCCGUCGUUAUGGUGUGUCUCUUUGUGUUUGCGGUCAAGGCCUGGUAA